AUACAUAUACAAUAAAUCGGAGGAAAUUCUUUAAGAAAAAUUAAUACAAAAAAUUUAAAAUUCCAAGAUCAUUGUUUUUUUUCUAUUUCAUUCUGUGUCUUUCAUUUUAAUUAAAAUUUUAAAUUUUAUAAGAAAAAUUAAAAGUAUAAUAAGCUUUUUACUUAAUUUAUGUUUUCUAUACAUACAUAUAUGUACAUAACGGUUAAUUAAUAGUGUAAUUAAAAAUAUAAUUAAUAAAUACAAAAAAAAAUAAGAAUAGUGAUAAUUCAAAAGCUAAAAAUGACUUCUCAAGAAAUUAAUGUCAAAGAUGUACUAAAAUCAUUAAGAAAAUUUGGUAUAGAAGAUUAUUGUGUUUUUGUUUUAAUGUUAUUUAGUUGUGUUGUAAUUGGCAUUUAUUUUGCAAUUAAAUUAAAAAUAUCAAAAUCAAAAGCAACAAAAGAUGCUGAAGAUAAUUAUUUAGUUGGUGGAAGAAGUAUGCAAAUAAUUCCAAUAACAAUGUCAUUGGUAGCAAGUUUUAUUUCCGGUAUAACACUACUUGGUACACCAACAGAAGUCUAUUUAUAUGGAAUUCAAUAUUUGUAUAUUGUAUUGGCAGUUAUUGCUAUGGGAUUUAUUAUGAGCUAUGUGUAUUUACCAGUAUUUCAUGAUCUCAAAUUAACAUCAACAUAUCAUUACUUGGAAACACGUUUCGAUAAGAGAAUGAGACUUUUUGGUUCAGUAUUAUUUGCACUUGGAUCGAUGACUUGGUUACCAAUUGUUAUUUAUGUACCAGCAUUAGCAUUUAAUCAAGCAACUGGAAUUAAUGUACAUUUAGUAACACCGAUUGUAUGUUUAGUUUGUAUAUUUUAUACAUGUGUGGGUGGUUUAAAAGCUGUCGUAUGGACUGAUGUUGUACAAACAGUUUUAAUGUUUGGUGCAAUGAUAACAAUUAUUGUAAAAGGUACAAUUGAUGUUGGUGGUAUUGGAACUGUAUUUAGUCGAGCUUGGGAUAGUGAAAGAAUUGAACCACCAAAUUUUACAUUUGAUCUCAAAGAAAGGCAUACGGUUUAUUCAUUAUUGAUCGGUGGUAUACCACAUUGGUUAAAAAGUCAAGCUGUAAGUCAAAAUAUGAUUCAAAGAUAUUUAUCAUUACCAACAUUACGGAAGGCUAGAAUAGCUCUGUGGCUGUUCGUUUUAGGUGUAUUAAGUUUAUUGGCAAUAUGUGGUUAUAGUGGACUUCUGAUUUAUGCCAAAUAUCAUGAUUGUGAUCCACUUACGACUCAAUUGGCAAAAGCAAAAGAUCAAGUUUUACCAUUACUUGUUAUGGAAACAUUAGGAGAUUAUCCUGGUUUACCGGGUUUAUUUGUUGCUGGUGUUUUUAGUGCUGCAUUAAGUUCACUUUCAACCGGUUUAAAUUCAAUGUCAGCUGUUAUAUUAGAAGAUUUUUUUAAACCAUUCUAUAAUUAUAAACCACUUACGAAAUUACAGAGUGCUAUUAUAAUGAGAGGAUCAGUUGUUGUAUUUGGUGUAAUAUGUGUUUCAUUGGUUUUCUUAGUUGAGAAACUUGGUACAGUACUUCAACUUUCUAUUAGUUUGGGAGCUGUUUCAAAUGGUCCAUUACUUGGAAUAUUCACUUUGGGUUUAAUGGUACCAUGGGUUGAAGGUAAAGGUGCAAUAAUUGGUGGUACUACAAGUCUUGGUUUAAUGGCAUGGUUAUGUGGUGCAGCACAACAUGCUAUUAAAAUUGGUGAAAUGAAAUUUAAAACAAAACCAUUAUCAGAAUCUGGAUGUGAAUACAGUUAUAUGUCAAAGUAUGGUGCCGGAAUGACUAGUUAUAAUUUAAAUGCAACAGAAAAUAUUGAAUUAUUUGAAAUGGAUGAGGAAGAACCAUUUAAAAUAUAUCAAAUUUCAUAUUUAUAUUAUACAUUUGUUGGAGCUUUUAUAACAAUUAUUGUAGCUGUGAUAGCAUCAUUAAUUAUUGGUCCAAAUAAGCCCAGUGAUAUUGAUCCUAAUUUAUUAUCACCAUUUGUUAGAAAAUUAUUAUAUAAAAAAGAGGAUUUAGAAAAAAAUCAAAUGAUUGAAAAAAGACUUGAUCCAGUUGGUACUGAAGAUAAUCCAAUUUUUAAUAGUACAAUAGAUUUAAAACAAUUAAAUAGUAUUUGUAAUGAUAAAAAAGAAAUAGAAUUUAAUUCUAGAUUAUAAAUUUUAGAUAAUAAGUUUUAGAUUAUAAGUAUUAGAUUAAAAUUAUAAUGAAUCACAAAUUAAAAAAAAAAUGAAUUUUUUUGAUUUUAAAUUUUUAAGAAUUUCAAUAAAUUAAUUUAAUGAUCUAAGCCUGAAUUCUUGAUCUGAAAAUUCUAAUAGUUAAGCAUAACAAAAUUUUAAAAUUUUUUAAAUACUGUUAAGCUAGAUGAGAAAGGUCUUUGUAAACGGAGCAUUAGUUUUAUAAAAAGUACCGUGAAUUUUCUAAAUUUGUUGAAAUUUUUCACUUAACUUAUUUUUUACAUGAUUCAAAAUUUUGUUAAAUUUUUUUCCAGAAUCAAACUAGAAAAAUAUUUACUGAGUUUUCUAC
This is a messenger RNA of Condylostylus longicornis, 2548 nucleotides long. RefSeq names its product sodium-coupled monocarboxylate transporter 1 (gene rumpel). NCBI's taxonomy places the organism in Eukaryota, Metazoa, Arthropoda, Insecta, Diptera, Dolichopodidae. The record is from RefSeq and is a predicted model, not a curated record. Gene Ontology annotation, biological process: transmembrane transport; sodium ion transport. The transcript has 10 exons. Bases 280 to 2181 code for a protein of 633 amino acids. Gene Ontology annotation, cellular component: membrane. Gene Ontology annotation, molecular function: symporter activity.